Messenger RNA from Thunnus maccoyii (southern bluefin tuna), 1077 nucleotides. RefSeq names its product tumor protein, translationally-controlled 1 (gene tpt1). Gene Ontology annotation, molecular function: calcium ion binding. The transcript has 6 exons. NCBI's taxonomy places the organism in Eukaryota, Metazoa, Chordata, Actinopteri, Scombriformes, Scombridae. Gene Ontology annotation, cellular component: cytoplasm. Bases 82 to 594 code for a protein of 170 amino acids. The record is from RefSeq and is a predicted model, not a curated record.
UCGUUCUUUUCCCUCUUCCGCGCUGUUGGGGCGGCAAGCCUGCACCCUGUCUCUGGAGGAUUUAACACCGAAGCAGCAAAAAUGAUCAUCUACAAGUGUCUUAUCAGCCAGGACGAGAUGUUCUCGGACAUCUACAAAGUCAAAGUGUCUGAAAACGGCAUCUUCUACGAAGUUGAAGGAAAGACCGUCACCAGGACAGAAGGCUUCGAUGACGCUUUAAUAGGUGCCAACGCCUCCGCUGAGGAAGUGUGCGAGGCCAAUGAGUCGUCCUCCGUCUCAGGCGUAGACAUCGUCCUCAACCACAAACUGCAGGAGACGGCCUACGACAAGAAGCAGUACAUGGUAUACAUCAAGAACUACAUGAAGACCAUCAAGGCCAAACUGCAGGAAACCAACCCAGAAAGAGUGGAGCGCUUUAUGGCAGAUGCCCAAAGUGAAGUUAAGAGGAUCCUUGGAAACAUCAGCAACUACCAGUUUUUCACAGGCGAGUCCAUGGACCCAGACGGCAUGGUAGGUCUGCUGGACUACCGUGAAGACGGCAUCACACCAUACAUGCUUUUCUUCAAAGACGGUCUGCUGGUGGAGAAAUGUUAACUACCUGGAACUACAUCUGCUUUUCAACUGGCCACUGCUUCCUGAAUCCCCCUCCUCCCCCCCAAAGAGCAGACAGCAGGAGCACUAUUUUGCAUCAUGCCUGAACGGAAACAUUCUUCUAUAUUCACAUCAUGGCCCUCAACACCACACCCAAGGCUGGAUGAAUCAAACAUGAUCAGUCACUGAAUACAGUUUUUAACUUUUUUCUUUUGGCUUUUGCAGUGUUUGAUUUUUGUCCCAGGAUUAGCCCAGUUUUUUGUAAUUAAAAAUAAAAGGCAGGACAGUGAGAGUGGAGGUCAGACUCUCCCAGAAAGGUUUUUUUCUUUUCUUUUCUGCCUGUCGUCACAGUGUUUUAGCAAUGAUCCAUAGACAGGUCGACCACCUCAGACCUCUUUGUUUGGGUUUUUGGUUGCAUUAAAUAAAAUUCCAUCAUCCUUGAAAAGACUUCUGGUUUAAUUUUGAAAAUAAAAUCUAGCACCACCA